AUGACAGAACCUGUGGUAAAUCCCCAAGAAUGGUUUGCCUGUGCCGGGAGGAUGGCGCAGGUGCCCUCAGUCGGAUCAAAAGUUUUUUAUUACCCUCAAGGGCACGCCGAGCACGUUUGUGCUCUAGAUCGGGCGAUUGAAGGAGUUCCAACUAUGAUUUGUUGUCGAGUGUUAGCUGUGCGAUUCCAUGCAAAUUCCGUCACUGAUGAAGUGUAUGCAGCACUUGAAUUGGUUAGGUGCGAUGAGUCAGAAGUGGAAAAUACAAACAUCAAUGCUGCUCAUGUCCAAGAAGGACCUUUGUCUGUGAGAGUGUUAACAUCUUCUGACAUUUCCGAUAGCCUCAGUGUCCUAGAUGACUGUGUGGAAAAUAUUUUUCCUAGAAUAAAUUCACCGUAUAAUCAUGGAUCUCAAGUGAUCAGCGCUAAAGACAUCCAUGGGACUAUCUGGUGGUUUCAGCAUAUGCAGAUGUUAAACAGAAGGGUGAAUAUUCUAUCUCAAGGAUGGAAAAUGUACGUGGCUCUCAAGAAGCUUGUUGCAGGAGAUGUACACGUUUUCAUGAAGGUAAAAGAUGCUGAUCCCUUUAUAGGGAUUGCAAAGAAAGUUUGGAGGUAUGAGAGGGCUGCACCUACUACUCGAGUAAUGUUAAAUGCAACAAGAGGGGAUCCUUUUGUGGUAAGGUAUUAUCCAAGGGCUUCAAGUCCUCAAUUCUUUGUUGACAUGUCAGUUGUGCGCAAGGCAAUGCGAUUUCAGUGGCAGCCCAAUAUGAAAUUCCAGAAGUGA
Molecule: messenger RNA, 780 nt
Organism: Cornus florida
Lineage: Eukaryota; Viridiplantae; Streptophyta; Magnoliopsida; Cornales; Cornaceae
Product: auxin response factor 8-like
Exons: 1
Coding region: 1-780 (259 amino acids)
Biological process (GO): response to hormone; regulation of DNA-templated transcription
Cellular component (GO): nucleus
Molecular function (GO): DNA binding
Source: RefSeq, a predicted model, not a curated record